Molecule: messenger RNA, 570 nt
Organism: Endocarpon pusillum Z07020
Lineage: Eukaryota; Fungi; Ascomycota; Eurotiomycetes; Verrucariales; Verrucariaceae
Exons: 3
Coding region: 1-570 (189 amino acids)
Source: RefSeq, a predicted model, not a curated record
AUGCUGGGCAUUGAAGCUCUAGCUAGUUUAGACGUUCGACAGAGUGGUACAGACAUCUCACCUAUCGGAUAUGAGUUUACGACUGAAACAAUAUCCCCGACAAGUAUAACUUUAGUACCAAUCCUUAGAUCUGGAUUGGGAAUGCUCGAUGCCUUACAAACAGUACUUCCAUAUCCCGUCUCCGUUCAUCACCUUGGUCUGUUUCGUGAUCCCUUGUCCCUUCACCCCGUCGAGUAUUACAACAACCUUCCAUUCACUCGUCCCAAUUCUUCAACAGCACCGGAAGGCAAUCCCUCUGCAGCAAACUUGGCUAUCAUCCUAGACCCUGUCAUCGCUACAGGUGGAACGGCCGUAGCUGCAAUCCAAACACUCAAGGAAUGGGGUGUGCAAAGGGUGAUCUUGAUCAGCGUACUGGGAUGUGCAGGCGGCGUGGCCAAGGCCGCUGGGGAAUGGCCCGAAGCAACAGAAGUCUGGAUUGGAGGCAUCGACGAAGAGCUGAACGAUAGAGGAAUGAUUAGACCUGGAUUGGGCGAUGUUGGUGACCGUUUGUUUUUGACCAUUGGCAAGUAA